Molecule: messenger RNA, 426 nt
Organism: Clonostachys rhizophaga
Lineage: Eukaryota; Fungi; Ascomycota; Sordariomycetes; Hypocreales; Bionectriaceae
Source: the annotation of a GenBank genome assembly
AUGGACCAGGGCCCUACAGCAGCAAGUCAAGUCAGCGCCUACAGCUACUCCCCGGACGAUUAUUUGUCGGGAUAUAAGGACGACACCCAAGCUGUGGGCAUGUAUUUCGACGGCGGCGUAGCCAGCGCCAUGAGCCUCUCGCCAAGCGGAAGUGGCUCGGUCGAAGGCGGUGGCGAGGCUGUGGCGGGCGAGGAGAAGGAGGACGCGUCCAUCUUCUUCGACUCAAGCAGUUCGACUCAAGCAGUGAUGACGAGCGGCGGAAACACAGAAACACGCUACUUGCUAAACCAGCUCGAAUCAAGCGUGGCCGUCUCCCCUACGCACUCCUCCGAGGGCAAGCCAAGCUAUGUUGCCAAACCAUACGAUGCUUACGGGGCGCCACGCAGCGUCUCAUCAGGGAAACAGGCAGUUCAGAGUAUAAGAUAA